Onychomys torridus (southern grasshopper mouse) is the source of this 5555-nucleotide messenger RNA. RefSeq names its product potassium voltage-gated channel subfamily A member 3 (gene Kcna3). The record is from RefSeq and is a predicted model, not a curated record. Gene Ontology annotation, biological process: protein homooligomerization; potassium ion transmembrane transport. Gene Ontology annotation, cellular component: axon; voltage-gated potassium channel complex; membrane. The coding region runs from base 73 to 1560 and encodes 495 amino acids. The transcript has 2 exons. Lineage: Eukaryota; Metazoa; Chordata; Mammalia; Rodentia; Cricetidae. Gene Ontology annotation, molecular function: protein binding; delayed rectifier potassium channel activity.
CCUGCGCAGGACCCCGCGAGCGGCGGCGCGCGCACCCUGCAGAGCCCCGGCCGCGCCGAGCUGCCGCCAGACAUGACCGUGGUGCCCGGGGACCACCUGCUGGAGCCAGAGGCGGCGGGUGGCGGUGGGGACCCGCCUCAGGGAGGUUGUGGCGGCGGUGGCGGUGGCUGCGACCGCUACGAGCCGCUGCCGCCCGCGCUGCCCGCCGCGGGCGAGCAGGACUGCUGCGGGGAGCGCGUGGUCAUCAACAUCUCGGGGCUGCGCUUCGAGACGCAGCUCAAGACCCUCUGCCAGUUCCCCGAGACGCUGCUGGGCGACCCCAAGCGGCGCAUGCGGUACUUUGACCCGCUCCGCAAUGAGUACUUCUUCGACCGCAACCGACCCAGCUUCGACGCCAUCCUCUACUACUACCAGUCCGGGGGCCGCAUCCGCCGGCCGGUCAACGUGCCCAUCGAUAUCUUCUCCGAGGAGAUCCGCUUCUACCAGCUGGGCGAAGAGGCCAUGGAGAAGUUCCGUGAGGAUGAGGGCUUCCUGCGGGAGGAGGAGCGGCCCCUGCCCCGCCGAGACUUCCAGCGCCAGGUGUGGCUGCUCUUCGAAUACCCCGAGAGCUCGGGACCGGCCCGGGGCAUUGCCAUCGUGUCGGUGCUGGUCAUCCUCAUCUCCAUUGUCAUCUUCUGCCUGGAGACCCUGCCCGAGUUCCGCGACGAGAAAGACUACCCCGCCUCCCCGCCCCAGGACGUGUUCGAGGCCACCAACAACAGCACGUCGGGGGUAGCCUCUGGGGCCUCCAGCUUUUCGGACCCCUUCUUUGUGGUGGAAACCCUGUGCAUCAUCUGGUUCUCCUUUGAGCUGCUGGUGCGGUUCUUCGCUUGCCCCAGUAAAGCCACCUUCUCCAGAAAUAUCAUGAACCUGAUAGACGUUGUAGCCAUCAUCCCUUACUUCAUCACCCUGGGCACUGAGCUGGCUGAGCGACAGGGUAAUGGGCAGCAAGCCAUGUCUCUGGCCAUCCUGAGGGUCAUCCGCCUAGUAAGGGUCUUCCGCAUCUUCAAGCUCUCCCGCCACUCUAAGGGGCUGCAGAUCCUGGGGCAGACACUGAAGGCUUCCAUGCGAGAGUUGGGGCUGCUCAUCUUCUUCCUCUUUAUAGGGGUCAUCCUCUUCUCCAGUGCCGUCUACUUUGCUGAGGCAGACGACCCUUCUUCGGGUUUUAACAGUAUCCCGGAUGCCUUCUGGUGGGCAGUGGUAACCAUGACAACUGUCGGUUACGGUGAUAUGCACCCAGUGACCAUAGGAGGCAAGAUUGUGGGCUCUCUUUGUGCCAUCGCAGGUGUCUUGACCAUCGCACUGCCAGUCCCUGUCAUUGUCUCCAACUUCAAUUACUUCUACCACCGGGAGACCGAAGGGGAAGAGCAAGCCCAGUACAUGCACGUGGGAAGUUGCCAGCACCUCUCCUCGUCAGCUGAGGAGCUCCGAAAAGCCCGGAGUAACUCCACCCUGAGUCCCUCAAGAGCCCCACAUAAGGAACUGCAGAGUGGCCUUGACCAGAAGGAUGCUCAGUUUUAAACUGCUUGGAUGAGAGUGCGGUGAAAGUUACACGUCCUCAUCUGAGUUAGUAUUCAGAGACACAUCACUAACAAAUGCCUCAUGUGAAGAAAGGACUCAAAGCGGCGGGCGGGUACUCUUCAUAUUAUAAGUGGUACGAAUGAUACUGAGCAGGAGAGAAAGAGGAACAUUAAAAAUUUUUUAAUUAAAAAAUGUUAAGGUAUCAUUUCAAACUGUUGACAUUCUGGUGGAGUCAAAGCAUCCAAAAACUACAAUCAGUGUCACAGAUAAAGAUAACCUCAUAUGUGUUUCUAACAAGCCAACUGUUGUUGUUGGCUUUUUUUUUUCCAUUUAAGUAUUGGGCUAUAUUUAAUUGUGGAACAUGUUCCUAUAGUCUAUUUUCUGGGUUAGGUUUAACUUUAUCUGUGAGUGUGUGAUUAUACCAAAGGCUUCCAUUGGUAGGCUAGCCCAUUCACACAAAUAAGUGAAAGUAACACUGUGCCCAGAUGAAUGGUAUUAAAGACAGACUUGCCUAAAAGAAAUGUGCCUUGCUUGAUGAAACAUUCUUUUAUUUUUUAAUUCAAAGUGAUAGAUUAACAAAUUAGAUUUUAGGUAGGUUUUAGUUUACCUUAAUUUUACAAAAAUGUAUUAAUACUUAUUCUAUGUUUAAUUUGUCUGUGUUAACUAAAAUUACAAUAUUUAGUUAUACUUAGACAAUUCAUAUAUAUCAAGUUCUAUUUUAUUUUCAUGGGAUGUUUGGUUGGUGAGAUUAAGUACAUCCUUAGAGAUAUAUAUAAUAUCUCAUCUGAUGUUUAUAACUUUUCCUUCAAAAUUAUAUGUGUAAAAUAUUCUUUGACUCAUUUUCUAUUUUUAUAUUCUUUUAGAAAUGGAACUCUUUUUCAAUUAAGAAAGGACAAAUUUUUAGUUGGAAAAGAGACUUGGGAGGUCCUAAAGAUGGCAUCCCAUUUGGGAACAUUUAACUUCUGUGCCAUUAUUGUAUUUACUGUGACAUCUCAGCAGAAUGGUAGCUAUUUGUAUAUUAUUUCAUAAGCCUUAUGGAAAGUCAAACUGUGAACAUUUAGUAUGUACACUACUUUAUUCAUUUCCAUAGUUUAUUGUCAAAAUACACCUGAACAAGUGGAUAAAAACUGAUGAGUACUUUUAGAAGUUUAAUUACUAUAAAAAAAUUAUCAGUUUCAAAGCCAGGAAUAUAAAUUUUAUGAUGACCUAAAAAAUUCAAGUGAUGAAUUUCAUUAGUCUAUAAGAAUCUUAACUAAGCAGCCAAUUACCUAGUAGCCCCCAAAUAGGUAGAAAUACAAUCCAGGUAAUUUUCUUUGAGGCAAUGUCUAAAAUGAAUUUUUAAUAAUCCCCUGGUAAUUUCUUCAUAGUCAAAACAUGGAGACCACACCACUGUCAUUUUAGUGACGAUAAAGGGAUGACAACUAUCUUUGAUUUGAGUGAUAUGAGUCUCCAAUAGAGAUGGUUGUGACUAAAGUUAAAAUAUAGCCACCACCUUGCUUUUGUUAGUGUUCACUCAUGUGGUAGAGAUACCGGAACAGGGACUAGUGAGCCCAUUGCAAUUAUCUGACUCCUCAUAACUAGAGUCACAGCCCCGUUAGCAGUAAAGCAAUCCUUGUGGAUGAAAUCAAAACAGGGGUUCUUAAACGUUCAGAUGCUUUUGUAAGGAUCAGUAGGUGUUGCAAAAUUAUGCAAGAACUACCUUCAUAAAAUGACCCAAUUUUAAGCAAUGUAAUAUAUGUAAUAGUUUAUCUGUUUCAUGAUUAUAGGCUACAGUUCAAAUAAAGACAAAACCUGGACUUUUACACCUCCCCCCAACACACACACCAAAGAAAAGCAGAACAGUAUCAGAUGUAUAACAUACCAAAACAUUUAUAUGAUGAAUGAUAAAUAUAGCAUGAGCUUAAAUAACAGGAUACUGGCUUUCUUACCCACUGCCUACCUCUGGGACCCUAGGUAAGUCAUUAUCUUUGGUAGGCUUUGGUUUCUUGAACUGCAGAGUGGGCAUUCCAGGUUCAGCAAAAUCAAAAGCCCUUUCCAGCUAUCAAAUCCUGUUAUACACAUUUCUUUAAAAAUGCUUUGAAGAAUACUUACAUGCUAAGAUUUUUAUGCAUUUCUAAAGAAUAAAUUGAAAUGGGAUUUAAGCCUUGAAAGCGUCAUGAAUAUAUCUCCUUCUUUAAAUUGUGAGAAGAGGAAAUAGGAUUCCUUCUUCUUUAAGAUCUUUCACUCAUCUAUAAUAGGAUCAUGAAAAAUGAGGGGGGCAUCCCAAAGGGAAGCAGAUUAAUGAAAUAGCUAACAAGAUGGGGCAGGUAUUGGUAACAUUAAUUGGAUGUUAAGGUGAUUUGCAAAGUGUGCAUGAAAUGCCAAAAUGGUCCCAGGAACUUUAUUGCACAUUAUGAGACUAAAGGUAGGAAAAGGGGUGGGAAAAGACUGGAGAACAGAAGUGUUUGCCUUAUUAUCUCUUUAUUCUUUUUACACAUGGGAGCUUAGAUGGAGAUCUGCAUUGCAAUGCUGGAUCUGCCAAUCACCCAUUUGCCCCAGGAAAGUCCCUUUAACUUCUCAAUACUCCAGUGUCUUAAUCUGUAAAGUGAAGAGUUUAAAUUCGAAUUUAGUAAUCUGAGUAUUUCUUUUCAGCUUUUAACAUUGCAUAGCAUUUUAGAUUCUUAACAUACGUGCAUACUUACAUAUGUGCAUUGAUCCUCCAUCAGUCACUACAAUGUCACAUAGUUCUCAAGUAACUGAAUAGAUUAUGAACUCAAACAUUUAUAUUCUUAAUAUUACUACUUGACCUUGACAAGACCUAAAAAACUUAGACCUCAUUCUCCUUCGUAUAUGGCUGAAUUAUUAAAAUGUGUCAUUUCAUCAUUUAAUGUUGAGUUCAUUACCUAAACAAAUGUCUUCUCAAGUUACUCUCCAUUACUUGUUGUAAUUUAAUAAUCAGAUAUAUUGGCAUACCAAUGACCUAUAGCUGACUGUAAGAUACAAUUUUGUCACAUUUAAAAGUUAAUGCCCUUUUGGUCCCAGAAGCUAUAACUAUCAUAUAAAAGAAUAUUAAUAAAAUUUUGUGAAUUUUUUAAUACAAAGGAGGCCCAAUGGAGCCGUACUGUAAUUAGUUUUGCUCAGGAGUGAGGAAAACAUUCAGGGAUACCCAAACACUUCUGUUUGGCAUUAGUGGAUAACUGGGGAAGAAGGGUUGUAUCUUUUGCACAACAAAGAUAAUAAGUGACGAUACCCAUUAAGAAUGGUAGUAUUUUCUGGUGUCUGGCUUUAGUAUAGGAAGAGAUAUGUUAAAAGAAUGCCGGAAUCCGGACACUAGAAAGUUAUUAAAGUGGUAGGGGUCCAUCGAAUAACAGAAAUAUUUUGUCAUACUGAGAUUAUUUGUCCAGAAAGUUAGUCUUAUAUCCCUUCCAUUCAGAAAAGGGGGCAGCUUUCAAAUGCCUCUGUCAUAAUAGGAAAUGUAUAUUUUGACUAGUGAAGCAAUUAGCUGAAGCAUUUAAUCUGAUAAUUUUAGUUUUGUGAAUCUGAAUUUUCAUCUUAGGUGUAAUUUAGUCUCUUGCACAUGUGAUAGUGUCUGUGAUUGUGAGGAAUGACUUCACCAGUUUCGUUUUUCUUUGAAGUUGAUAACAUGUGCUGAGUGGUGAUUCCAGCAUACUGUGUUAAUACUGUAUCCUACAACCAUUUGUGAACUGACCACACUAAACAAACCAUAGUGUUUCUUUUCUGGUAAAUUGUUUCUAUGGUGUGAUUAUUUCAUGCUGGGGUUGGGGGGUGGGGGAGGUUAAGUAUUUAGUUUACUUGAAAUGUCUAAGUGUUUUUCUUAAAUGCCAUAAAAUUGUGUGACAAUAAACCAAAUAGGAAUAUCCUCUUUUUCAACUGUGAUAGAACUUUAUAGACUACUUUGGGGACCACCCCAUAAAUGCUGUCAUUUGUGUUUUUAAAAAGCUUAUGUAUUAUAUAUGUAACAUACAAUAUAUACCACAUACAAAGGAAAGCAAACA